GCCCCGGCGCUUGAGGAGCCUCCGCGCUGGCCAGGGCGCGGCUAAGAGCUGGGGCACGGGGGUGCGCUGGGGAACGACUGUAGUGGCCCAGCGUUUCCUGUUUGAACCAAAGAUGUCAUUAAAUUUGCCAACACUAUUAAAUCAAGAAAGCCAUCGGGGAUUUAAAAAAAAAAUUGAAUGUCUGAAAAACCCAGAAUCACAGACUACUUCAUCCUUGCAAGAUAACCCACUUCAAAACUUACAAAUAGCAUCCCAUGAAGUUCUUGAAAAGGCCCAAAAGAGUGGGAGAUCAAAGUGUCCAAAAUGCGGGAGUUCCAGGAUGUUCUAUUGUUAUUCAUGUUAUGUUCCAGUUGAAACUGUCCCCACCAAACAAAUUCCAGUUUUGAAGCUGCCUUUGAAGAUUGACAUUAUUAAACACCCAAAUGAAACUGAUGGCAAAAGCACUGCUGUACAUGCUAAGCUCCUGGCCCCUGAAGAUGUUAUGAUUUACACAUACCCUUGCAUUCCUGAAUAUGAAGAAAAAAGACAUGAAAUGGUGCUUAUCUUUCCUGGUCCCAACUCAAUUUCACUUAAAGAUCUUGGUCUCCAUCUGCAAAGAAAUACUAAGAAAAAUGUUUGUGCCGAAGAUGAUUCUACAGCAGAACCAUUUCUCAAGCAAGCACGAAUAGAAUCAGAACAACAAAACAUAAAUGAAUGCAAGGCAAACAAAACUGAAGACACUGGACUGAAGAAAAUAAUCUUUAUUGACAGUACUUGGAAUCAAACUAACAAAAUAAUUACUGAUGAGCGACUUCAAGGGCUGCUACAAAUUGAGCUAAAAACGAGGAAAACUUGCUUUUGGCGUCACCAGAAAGGAAAGCCAGAUACGUACCUUUCCACAAUUGAAGCAAUUUAUUAUUUUCUUGUGGACUAUCAUCAGGAGGUUUUGAAAAAGAAAUACAAAGGACAAUAUGACAAUCUGCUUUUUUUCUUUUCAUUUAUGUAUACCCUGAUAAAAAAUGCCAAGUCGUCUACAGGGAAAGAGUAAGCCAUGACAUUGGGCCAGCUGUAAAUAAUACCAUGUUUGAUUUUUCUUCAUGAAUAAAAUGGUGUGAGAUUUUUUUUUU
Gavialis gangeticus (Gharial) is the source of this 1106-nucleotide messenger RNA. It is a transcript of the gene DTWD1, whose product is annotated as DTW domain containing 1. The record is from RefSeq and is a predicted model, not a curated record. The transcript has 5 exons. Lineage: Eukaryota; Metazoa; Chordata; Crocodylia; Gavialidae. Gene Ontology annotation, biological process: tRNA modification. Gene Ontology annotation, cellular component: nucleus. Gene Ontology annotation, molecular function: tRNA-uridine aminocarboxypropyltransferase activity. The coding region runs from base 113 to 1027 and encodes 304 amino acids.